Messenger RNA from Pundamilia nyererei, 1606 nucleotides. Its product is annotated as keratin, type II cytoskeletal 8-like. Gene Ontology annotation, molecular function: structural constituent of skin epidermis. The record is from RefSeq and is a predicted model, not a curated record. NCBI's taxonomy places the organism in Eukaryota, Metazoa, Chordata, Actinopteri, Cichliformes, Cichlidae. The transcript has 10 exons. Gene Ontology annotation, biological process: intermediate filament organization; keratinization. Gene Ontology annotation, cellular component: keratin filament. Bases 53 to 1390 code for a protein of 445 amino acids.
UUCUACCAGCUGAGCUCCCCAUCCUUUCCAGCAGUGCAAACUCAACAGCACCAUGAGUCUGAGGAGCAAGCGGAAGAGCCUGCUGAACUCACCUUCAGGGCGAUUCAGCAGUAGUUCCAUGGCAUCCAACUCCAUCCGCCAAAUCAGCACCGCUACCGAUAUCAAACCAGUAACAAUCGACAGGAGCCUGCUUGCCCCACUAAACUUAGAAGUUGAUCCCACCGUCCAAACUAUACGCACCAUGGAGAAAAAUCAGCUGAAGACUCUUAACAACAAGUUUGCAUCCUACAUCGAAAAGGUCAGACAGCUGGAGCAGCAGAACAAAGUGCUGGAAACCAAGUGGAAGCUCCUGAAUCAGCAAAGCGCCCCCUCCUCUGAUGAUGCAGAGUCCAUUAUUAAGACGUUCAUUUCCAACCUGGAAAAACAGCUGGAGCUUUGCAGACACGAUAAAGUGAAGCUUGAAAAUGAGUGCACAGCCAUGCUCGAGACUGUGGAAGACUACAAGACUAAGUACGAGGAAGAGAUCAACUGCAGGGCCACUUCAGAGAAUGAUUUUGUACUGCUCAAAAAGGAUGUGGAUGAAGAAAUUAUGAGAAAGGUGGAUUUGGAAAGCCAGUUGACAGCUAUUCAGGAUGAAAUCUUGUUCCUCAAAGAAGUGCAUCAGAUGGAGCUGUAUGACAUGCAGCAGCGUGUGAAGGACACCUCUGUGGUGGUGCAGAUGGACAACUCCCGCAACCUGAACAUGGACCACAUUAUAGCUGAUGUUAAGGCUCAGUAUGAAGAAAUUGCUGCUUACAGCCGUGAAGAAGUUGAAAAGUGGUACAAGAGCAAGUUUGAUCAGAUGAAAGUGCAGGUCCAGCAACAUAACAGCGAGCUGCAAAACACUAAGACCGAAAUAGCUGAGCUUAAGCGAAUGAUUCUUCGUCGGCAGACUGAGAUUGAUGUUAUGAAGGAACAGUAUUCCCACAAUGAGGUAAGCAUAUCUGAUAUGGAAGAGCGAGGGGAAGCGGCUGUAAUAGAUGCAAAAAGCCGCAUUAAGGACCUUGAGGCGGCUCUGAGGCAGGACAAGCAUAACAUGGCCAAGCAGCUCAGAGACUACCAAGACCUCAUGAAUGUCAAGCUGACCCUGGAUAUCGAGAUCUCCACCUACAGGAAACUCCUGGAGGGAGAGGAAGAAAGACUUGGUAAAGACUCUGUUAUCAGCAUCCAAACAGUGCCCAACAAAACAGCUGUUGCCAGUAACGACUGUGUUGAUGGCACUGAAAGAGUGUUCAGUGUCCAAACAGUGCCCAACCGAACUGUGCCCGUUACCAUGCAGAGACAAAGGUCAGGUCCUGUUCUCAUCAAGACAGUGGAGACCAUGGACACGACAUACACCGAAGGCAAAUAAAACGCAGCAGUGCUCUGAACUGACCGAUUGCUACUUAAAACUACCCUUAAAUUAAUCUGUUUUCAAACUGCUGUAACCUCACUGUAUCAAAAGGCCAUGUGUAUCUGUGUCUCUGUUUUUCGUUUCCUUGUGAUUCUGUCACAUUAAAUUACAAAUUGUACUCAGCAACUGUAAGACGUUUGUUAGUUUGCUCUAUAGAUGUUCCUAAUAACUAUU